UCGCAAGACGUCAUCAACCCGGUACUUGCCAACAUGGAAGGUGGAGACAGCACAGUCUCCGUGGCAGGCCGUGGGGCUUCGGGUUCCGCAGCAGUGGCAGCGACCGUGCAGGAGCUCUUGCAGGACGACUGCUACCGUGAAUUUUUGAGUGAAGACUUUGAUGUAAAAACUUACACUUCACAAUCUAUUCAUCAAGCUGUAAUUGCUGAGCAACUGGCAAAGCUUGCCCAAGGGAUCAGUCAGCUGGAUAAAGAGCUACACCUACAGGUUGUUGCAAGACAUGAAGAUUUACUGGCACAAGCAACUGGGAUUGAGUCUUUGGAAGGUGUUCUUCAGAUGAUGCAGACGAGAAUUGGAGCUUUACAGGGUGCUGUUGAUAGGAUGAAAUCAAAAAUUGUUGAGCCAUACAAUAAAAUAGUAGCCCGUACUGCACAACUGGCAAGGCUUCAGGUUGCCUGUGAUUUGCUUCGGAGAAUAAUUCGCAUCUUAUAUCUCAGUAAGAGACUCCAGGGACAACUGCAAGGAGGAAGUAGGGAGAUAACAAAAGCUGCUCAGAGUCUCAAUGAACUUGAUUAUCUUUCGCAAGGAAUAGAUCUUUCUGGAAUAGAAGUAAUAGAGAAUGAUUUACUCUUUAUUGCAAGAGCUCGACUUGAAGUAGAAAAUCAAGCUAAGCGUCUGCUGGAGCAAGGUGUGGAGACCCAGAAUCCAACUCAGGUUGGAACAGCUCUUCAGGUUUUCCACAAUCUGGGGACUUUGAAGGACACUGUUACCAAUGUCGUGGAUGGCUAUUGUGCUGCCUUGGAAGACAGUAUCAACAAUGCAUUGGACGUCAAAGUUUUGACUCAGCCUUCCCAGUCAGCUGUGAGAGGAGGUCCCGGGCGAGCCACCAUGCCAACUCCAGGAAACACGGCAGCUUUUCGAGCGUCCCUCUGGACCAACAUGGAAAAACUUAUGGAUCAUAUCUGUGCUGCUUGUGGACAGGUACAACAUCUACAAAAAGUAUUAACCAAGAAGAGAGACCCUGUUUCUCACAUUUGUUUCAUUGAAGAAAUAGUUAAGGAUGGACAGCCUGAAAUUUUAUACAUGUUUUGGAAUGCAGUCACUCUGGCGCUCUCUUCUCACUUUCAUGCAGCGACAGACUCUUCUAUGUUUUUGAAGCAAGCAUUUGAAGGUGAAUACCCUAAACUAUUACGUCUCUAUAAUGACUUAUGGAAGCGUCUUCAGCAGUAUAGCCAGAAUAGCCAAGGAGCUUUCAGUACAAGUGGAGCAGCCGACCUCUAUGCUGACCUCCCUCACAUGGAAGACGAUGCACAAGACAUGUUCAUACUGAAGAGGCCGGAUUAUGAUCCAGAAAAGGCGUUGAAAGAUUCCCUGCAACCUUAUGAGGCUGCUUAUCUCUCAAAAUCCCUGUCGCGACUCUUCGAUCCCAUCAACUUGAUUUUUCCUCCUGGUGGACGUAACCCUCCUUCCUCUGAUGAGCUUGAUGGGAUCAUUAAAACUAUAGCAAGUGAACUCAAUGUAGCUGCUGUUGAUGCAAACCUCACAUUAGCUGUGUCAAAAAAUGUGGCGAAGACCAUCCAGUUAUAUGCUGUGAAAUCAGAGCAGCUGCUCUCUACUCAAGGAGAUGCAAGCCAGGUGAUUGGGCCUCUCACUGAAGGACAGAAGAGAAAUGUGGGUGUGGUGAACUCCCUGUUUAAGCUGCACCAGUCAGUAACAAAGGUGGUUGCCAGUCAGAGCUCAUUCUCAGCAGCAGCUGAGCAAACUAUAAUGUCAGCCCUAAAGACAAUUCAUGAUCUUAUGGGAAAUGCCAUCCAGCCCUUGCUGACGUCCGUGGCAGAUGCGAUCGAGGCCAUCAUCAUCACCGUGCAUCAGGAAGAUUUUUCUGGGUCCUUAACUAGCUCAGGAAAGCCGGAUGUUCCUUGUUCCCUGUACAUGAAAGAGCUACAAGGCUUCAUUGCCAGAGUUAUGAAUGACUACUUCAAGCACUUUGAAUGCUUGGAUUUUGUUUUUGACAACACUGAAGCUAUUGCCCAAAGAGCCAUUGAACUUUUUAUCCGCAAUGCCAGUCUCAUAAGACCCCUCGGUGAAGGUGGGAAACUGCGACUUGCUGCCGAUUUUGCACAGAUGGAGCUGGCUGUGGGCCCACUUUGCAGACGAGUGUCGGAUUUGGGAAAGUCCUACCGGAUGCUGAGAUCAUUCAGACCCCUGCUCUUCCAGACAAGCGAACAUGUGGCGGACAGCCCGGCAGUGGGAGACAUUAUCCCAUUCAGCAUUAUCAUUCAGUUCCUGUUCACUAGAGCACCAGCUGAGCUGAAAUCCCCCUUCCAGAGGGCAGAAUGGUCCCAUGCACGCUUCUCCCAGUGGCUGGAUGAUCACCCAUCUGAAAAGGACAGGCUCCUCCUUCUCAGGGGAGCCUUGGAAGCUUAUGUUCAAUCAGUGAAAAGCAGGGAAGGCAAAGAAUUCGCACCAGUUUAUCCCAUUAUGGUUCAGCUGCUUCAGAAGGCUAUGUCUGCUCUUCAGUGACCGCGGUCUCCGUGCACAGACCUGUCCAGAGGUGGCAACUAGCAACUAAAAAUCAUAGUUGACUUUCUGUAAUUCCCAUUGAUCUUUCCUUGUUACCUCUAGCACUUUUCCUUUAAAAUGUCAAAACAGAUCAAUCAUCACGACCUUCAAAUUGCAAA
Rattus rattus (black rat) is the source of this 2681-nucleotide messenger RNA. It is a transcript of the gene Cog5, whose product is annotated as component of oligomeric golgi complex 5. Lineage: Eukaryota; Metazoa; Chordata; Mammalia; Rodentia; Muridae. Gene Ontology annotation, cellular component: COG complex. Gene Ontology annotation, biological process: intra-Golgi vesicle-mediated transport. The transcript has 22 exons. The coding region runs from base 34 to 2523 and encodes 829 amino acids. The record is from RefSeq and is a predicted model, not a curated record.